Molecule: messenger RNA, 1850 nt
Organism: Terrapene triunguis (Three-toed box turtle)
Lineage: Eukaryota; Metazoa; Chordata; Testudines; Emydidae
Gene: RBPMS2
Product: RNA binding protein, mRNA processing factor 2
Exons: 8
Coding region: 493-1095 (200 amino acids)
Biological process (GO): negative regulation of smooth muscle cell differentiation
Molecular function (GO): protein homodimerization activity; mRNA binding
Source: RefSeq, a predicted model, not a curated record
UCCCCCCCGCCCGGGCGGGCUGCGCCGAGCCAUUGAUGACCGUAUUGAAAAGGCGCAGGCGGCAGUUCGGGGCUGUACUCGGGGCCGGCGGCUGCAGCUCGUUGGCACCUUCCCCCUCCCUUAAUUGCUCCUCAGCCAACUCCAUGUGAGCCCGGCCGGGUACAAAUAGCCCCGCGCCGCGUUUCCCCCCACACCGCGCACCUCGCCCACGCCGCACCCCCGUUCAGUUGGGCGGUGGCCAGCCCGCCCCGCACCCUCCCGGGCAGCACCAGGGCACCCAGCCUGGGCACCGUCUCCGCACCUAGCUGCACCCCGGAGCCUUUUGUUUGUUGGUCACCCACAGGCACCAUUUCCAAGCCUAGCCCAGAACCGCAGCUCCCCCGAGAGCCUCCUGCCCCCAAGAGAGCUAAGCCCGGGGGAAGCCCUGCGAUCCCUGGACAAAGAAGCUACAAAGAACCCAGGACCGUCCACUCAGCCCCCUGCACCCCCGCCAUGAGCAACCUCAACAAGGAGAGCGAGCACAGUAACAGCAGCAACAACAUCGAGGAGGAGGUACGGACGCUCUUUGUCAGUGGCCUUCCUGUGGACAUCAAACCCAGAGAGCUCUACCUGCUCUUCCGACCGUUCAAGGGGUAUGAAGGGUCAUUGAUCAAACUAACAUCAAAACAGCCAGUAGGUUUCGUUACCUUCGAUAGCCGAUCUGGUGCUGAAGCAGCAAAGAAUGCCUUAAACGGUAUCCGCUUCGACCCAGAGAACCCCCAGACCUUGCGGUUGGAGUUUGCCAAAGCCAACACCAAGAUGGCAAAAAGCAAGCUGAUGGCCACACCAAACCCCACCAACAUCCACCCUGCCCUGGGUGCACACUUCAUCGCACGGGACCCCUAUGACCUGGCUGGAGCAGCUCUUAUUCCAGCAUCUCCAGAGGCGUGGGCUCCCUACCCACUGUACACCACAGAGCUAACCCCUGCCAUCCCCCAUGCCGCGUUCACAUACCCAGCCGCUGCUGCCGCUGCUGCUGCCCUUCACGCUCAGAUGCGCUGGUAUCCUCCCUCCGAAGCUACCCAGCAAGGAUGGAAGUCUCGUCAGUUUUGUUAGUUCUUCAAGUCUCUUGGCUUGUUCCCUUCUUUGUCUCUCCAUGGAGCGAUGUGCCAGGGAUGAAGCAAUGGAUCCAUCAAAAUCCGUUUGGUUUGUGGACACUCCACAGUAAUGUCACAUUUCUCCUGGUACAGCGUUGUGGGCUUCCCGAUUAGACUGUGCAUCUAUCCAUACCCAGCUCAGUGGACUGCCUGUCCUCCCCUCCCCUCCCCCACCUCCCCUCCUAUCAGAUUCCCAGACUGAGUUUCUCCUUCCUGCGCCACUGAAGCCUAGAUGGAGGAACUCAAUCCUGGUGGUAACAGACGGGUUUGUCCCUACCAAGACACUGGUGCCAAAUGAGGCCUAGCUGUACAGAGCAAUACUCAGGCUGCCUUGCCCUCAACUUUAUGCAGCUCUGCUGAAGGAAAUGAAAGACAAUCAGUUUUGCAUGUUUUCUGGCAUGAAUUUAAAACACUUAACUUGUGUAUGUGUGAGUGUAUAAGUUUGUUCUCGCUUUUGUGUAACUGUAGCAACAGGUCUUGGCCUAACUAUUGAUCCAGCAAGGUUUUUCAUCUUGCUUCUGUGAAGACUUGGCUUUCAAAAAUACUAUCCUUGUCUCACCCCUCCUCGUCCACCUCCCCCGCCCCACGUUCUCCAGUCCGAACAGAAGAUUUUUUGAAAAAUGUUUGUUUAGAGUACAAUGCACUGGGUUUCUUUUCUUGUCCGGUCUCUUCUCUCAUUUUUAAAAAGUCAGGGUUAUCUUUUUUCCUCAGACU